UUGGAGUGUGGCUGCCCAGCCGCCGGCUCCCGGAUGGCUUCACGAAUUUGAUGCUAAAGCCGAGCCGUAAGGAGCGAAACUUUCCGGCCAUUGAAGCGAGAUAGAAAGCAGAUGCUCCACCAAUGGAGCUCCGGUCGUUUCCUUCUCCAACACUCUCAGAGCACUUAAUUUCAUGCAUCGUGCCAAGUUAUAUAAAGACCAAGAAUAUUUGUAAACUGAAUUUUGAAGAAAAGGUAACUGCCAUGAGGAGAAGUUUUGGCCAAUGUUGGAGGCUUAAUUUGAGAUGCUCUGCAAAUGGUGAUGGGGCUUCCGUUUUGGCUUCAAAUGUUCAUGUAAGGGAGCAACAGAGUUGCUCAAAUAUUCCGCUGCAUGAUGCACGUAUUCUGUAUUCUGUAGCGCCUGCGAUGGGCCAUAAUAAGGAAUAUCACCCUGAAUCUAAUUUAAGGGUUCCUGCAAUAGUUAAUGCUCUUGAGGAGUUUGAGCUCACAUCCAAGUAUUGUGGUUUAGAAGUUUUUGAAAUGCAAAAUUUCACGACAGCUUCUGUGGAUGAUAUUGCACGUGUGCAUGAAAGGGCCUAUGUAACGGGACUUGAGAAGGCUAUGUCAAAGGCCUCUGAUGAAGGACUUAUCUUCAUUGAUGGAUCAGGACCAACUUAUGCAACUGGAACAACUUUUCAAGAAUCACUUAUUGCGGCUGGCGCAGGACUUUCAUUGGUUGAUUCUGUGGUUUCAGCUUCGAUAACCAGUCCAAACCCACCAAUAGGAUUUGCCUUAAUCAGGCCACCAGGUCAUCAUGCUAUUCCCAAAGGUCCCAUGGGUUUCUGUGUAUUUGGUAACAUAGCUGUUGCUGCUCGCUAUGCUCAACAUGUGCAUGGUUUAACGCGGGUUCUAAUUAUCGAUUUUGAUGUUCAUCAUGGUAAUGGAACAUGUGAUGCAUUUUAUGAUGAUCCAAAUGUAUUCUUCCUGUCUACUCAUCAGGUUGGAAGCUAUCCCGGUACCGGGAAGAUUGAGCAAGUUGGCCAAGGAAGUGGUGAAGGGACCACAUUGAACUUGCCUCUACCUGGAGGAUCUGGUGAUUAUGUUAUGAGAAGUGCGUUUAACGAAGUCAUUGCACCUUGUGCUCAAAGAUUUAAACCAGAUAUUAUUCUUGUCUCAGCCGGCUAUGAUGCUCAUGUGCUUGACCCGCUAGCAGGCCUACAAUUUACUGCUGGUACUUACUACAUGCUUGCAUCAAGCAUCAAGCAAUUGGCAAAGGAGCUAUGCAAAGGACGAUGUGUGUUUUUCUUGGAGGGUGGAUAUAAUCUGCAAUCUCUCUCCCACUCUGUUGUAGACACGUUUCGUGCCUUUCUUGAACAGCCAAGCCUGGCUCCACAGUUUGAUGAUCCUGCCAUUUUGUAUGAAGAACCAUUAUCCAAGGCUAAACAAGCCAUUCAAAAAAUCAAGCAUCUGCACUCCUUGUAGAAUCAAGAUAAGUGAAAGACGAACUCUGUAACCGUGAGUUUAGUCUCUCUUUAGUCGUUGCAGUAUCUUUUCUUUAUUUGUUUCUGUCUAUAUUCUGUACAUAUCGAUGACUCCUUGGUUUGUCAUGUUAAGUUACCCAAUAAAAAUUUUUGAACUUUU
Molecule: messenger RNA, 1619 nt
Organism: Phalaenopsis equestris
Lineage: Eukaryota; Viridiplantae; Streptophyta; Magnoliopsida; Asparagales; Orchidaceae
Product: histone deacetylase 14
Exons: 9
Coding region: 123-1460 (445 amino acids)
Biological process (GO): chromatin organization
Cellular component (GO): histone deacetylase complex
Molecular function (GO): histone deacetylase activity
Source: RefSeq, a predicted model, not a curated record